Molecule: messenger RNA, 2454 nt
Organism: Anolis carolinensis (green anole)
Lineage: Eukaryota; Metazoa; Chordata; Lepidosauria; Squamata; Anolidae
Gene: cd74
Product: CD74 molecule
Exons: 9
Coding region: 144-926 (260 amino acids)
Biological process (GO): positive regulation of peptidyl-tyrosine phosphorylation; positive regulation of ERK1 and ERK2 cascade; positive regulation of kinase activity
Cellular component (GO): membrane; cytoplasm; cell surface
Molecular function (GO): MHC class II protein binding; macrophage migration inhibitory factor binding; cytokine receptor activity
Source: RefSeq, a predicted model, not a curated record
CAGGCAACUUUCACUUCCCAUUUCCAUUGUUCAAGAAGCUUCUGAAGAACUGAGCCCUUAUAGAAUCAGUGAUCCUGUUGGGCAAAGCAGUUGCUUUCUCAGCCUCCAGGCACAGCAGCAGCAGAAGGCAGCAGACCAAGGCCAUGGAGGAUGACCAGAGGAACCUUCUCCCCGGGCCAGGGGCUGGCACUGCCCCACAGCCAGAACGGGGGUCCUGCAGCCGUGGAUCCAUCUAUGCAGUUGUAUCUGUCCUGGUGUCCUUGCUUAUUGCCGGCCAGGCGGUCACUGUCUUCUAUGUGUAUCAUCACAACGAACGGAUUACUAAGCUGAGCAAGGACACCACGGAGCUGAAGCUAGAAUCAAUUGCCAAAAAGCUUCCUCAGGCCCCCCAGCCAGCGAUGAAGAUGGCAAUGGUCAAUAUGAUGCCCAUGGCUAUUUUAGAUGACGAGUCUUUGAAAAAUGAAGCCAAGCUGACCAACAGCACUGAAGACCAAGUCAAGCGUGUCCUAUUGCGGGAAAACCCUCUAAGAAAAUUCCCUGAAUUCAAUAGCAGCUUCAUUGAAAAUAUUGGUCAGAUGAGAUUUCGCAUGGAUUAUGAAGACUGGAAGGCUUUUGAAACCUGGAUGCACAAGUGGCUCCUCUUCCAAAUGGCACAAAAUGCGAUCCCAGAAGAAAAAGUGAAAACCAAGUGCCAGCAAGAACAGUGUGGUAAGGGUGUCCACCCAGGAAGAUUCUGUGCCGAGUGUGAUGAAAUGGGGGACUAUUUGCCCAAACAGUGCCACCACAGCACUGGGUAUUGCUGGUGUGUCUACCAAAAUGGCACAGAGAUUGAGGGCACUAAAGUCCGUGGACCUCUGGAUUGCGAUGGAGAGGCAAAAAAGCUGGAUUCUGAUAAUGGGACCUUCUCAGGGGUGGAGAUUGACUAGUUGAAGUCACAAGAAAACGCAUACAGGAAAAGCAGCAUCAAGCAUAUCAACCCAAGAUGUCCAGCUUAUUAUCUCCAUCUUGCUCUAGUUUCUGCCUUGCUUCUGUAUUGAUUUCUCCAAUUAGAUUAGCACCAUUACUAAAGUUGUAGGAUUAAGAAUAAUUCUUAAUGUAGGGGCAAGUAAGUAGGUCGAUUAAAUGUCUUUGCCUGCAGAGCUUGGUCCUAAAUCACCUUUUUUCAGAAAGGUAACAUUUAGCUUUCAGUAGGAACAGCCCAGAGUGAGAAAAAUUGAUGUGUCCCUUAAUAUUCAGUUCAUGAGACCAUAGUGAUUUCGGAUGCUAAUCAGAUUUCCUGAAUUUGGGGGGGGGGGGGUGUUCAAUUACUGCAGGAUUCUUGGGAAACAAUGGGAGAAAUGGCACGAUCUUGCAUUUCCUGUAACACAAGCUGGUGUUCUGGGCAAUUAAAAUAUAUAUAGACAAAACUAGCAUUGCUUUCCAAAACAUAUACUAAAAUGGGUAUUACGCCAUGCAGAACUUGCAAUGUUCAGACUUUUUUUAAUCUACAGGGCUAGUACUGGAUGCAUGGAAAUCCUACCACCAUCAUAAUGAUUCUAUGAAUUUUCCAUUAACUAUUAUUUGUGUGGCUCUCUAAACAUUUUUGUUCUCUAAUUCCCAUCAGUCCCUGGCAACACAACUAAUAGUGAGGGAUUUGAGAGUUGUAGUACAAACCCCUAGAAGUUCAUGCCUGAUCUGAAGGGAAUGAAAUAUCAUUUAGGAGGGUGUAGAUGGGAGUAGUGUGUCCAGAGUUUGAAUGCAACUUCCAGAAGACCUACCCACCAUAGCCAAUGGUGAAUAAAUCUAGGUACUGUAGUUCAACACCAUGUGAAGAGCUAAACCAUUUUUUCCUUGCUUCAAAAAUAAAUUUUAAAUGUGGUUUGAGUCCAGAAAACCUAUUUACCAUGUGAAGCUAUGUAUCCUUUACAAUAACAGUCUAGCCUAUGACUUAGAAUCAUAAGAGUUGAAAGAGCCCCCGGGGGCCAUCUAGUCCAACCCUCUGCAAUGCAGAAAAAGCAAUCAAAGCACCCCCGACAGAUGGCCAUCCAACCUCUUUAAAAGCCUCCAAAGAAAGCUUCCACCACACUCUGAGGCAGAGAGUUCCACUGUUGAACAGCUCAUGCUCAGGAAGUUCUUCCUAAUGUUCAGGUGGACUUUUCUUUACCUUUAUUUUGAAACAGUCUGACAGAGAUUUCUCUAUGAAUAAUACAGUCAUCAAUAGAGCUAUGUGAUAGGCUUCCUCUGUCUCACCCACAGUAGUAUUUCCCCCCAAUUACAUUAGCAAGUAGAGUGCUGGCUUCUUGUUAUUUUUUUAAACUAUCUUGCUAGACAGCAGACUUUUUGAUACUCAUCUUCCAAAUUUUAGUUUCCAAGAUCCUAAUUAUGCAUUUUGAAUGUAUGAUCAUUGUUAACAAACUCACUAAGAUGAUUUUAAUUAUAAGCUUUUGAAAAAAAUAAAAAUAACUCACUAAUGAA